This is a messenger RNA of Sphaerulina musiva SO2202, 631 nucleotides long. RefSeq lists its product as uncharacterized. The annotation marks the transcript as partial. The record is from RefSeq and is a predicted model, not a curated record. Lineage: Eukaryota; Fungi; Ascomycota; Dothideomycetes; Mycosphaerellales; Mycosphaerellaceae. The transcript has a single exon.
GUCGGUGUCUCGUGUCGCCAUGGCAUGGCCAGGAUUGCAACACAUCUAUCGGUCAUCCCAGCGUGCGGGAGACCUGGCGAGGCGGAUCACGAUGAGGAGGGUAUGGCCCAUCUUCAUUCACGAUUCGCAUUGUAUUGUGCGUUGUGAGCAUUUCUUGGGAACCGCCUCCUUGCAUGCUCACCGCCCUAGGAAUGUCUCAACUUUCAUUCACACACGUCUCGCCGCUAUGGCUGGGCCGCUUUCGGAUCCGCGGGUUCCAACAAAGAAACAAAGAAAACACUGCAUACACAUCCAUCCCGCAACAAUCGCAGCAUUGCGCGAGGCAGAAGAGGGCCGUGCUCGUCAUUGGACAAAGGAGCGCAUGCCACCGUGGGCGUGGAAUAAUAGACACAACGAUAAUUCUUGCGUUUCUUUGCAAUAAUGGCACGUCUGGACCCGUCACGCGCCUCUAUUGGUGCGUAGGUAGCAGGGCUUUCAUUGUCGAGUGGGAAUGCCAGUGGAACAAGAGGACGGUGAGACCCCGCUGUCUCGUCUCCGAUGUCUGCUUCACUCCACGAUUUACCGCUGCCCCUGCUUCCUCCGCAUCGACAGUGGAAUCAACCGCAUCAGCCUGUGCAAACGCUGCACUCCG